AUGUUAUCGGUGGUCCAUAAACAGCGUUAUAUGAUUGAAGAAAGUCAAUUUCAUUCAGUUCCAGAACGACAAACACUAUCAUCAACAAGUAAUCAGAAUAAUAAUAGCAACAAUAGUAAUAAUAAUAAUGCUAGUAUGAAAAUGAAUCCUAUUGUUACACCGGCAAUUGGUUAUACAAAUAAUAUUAAUCAUUAUCUUAUUUUAUCAGAUACACAAUCAACACCAUCACCAAGCACUCGUUCAAUACAAAAAGAUUCAUCAACUAAUAAUCCAACAGCAGAACCAGUGAUCACUAACAACAGCAGUAGUAGUACGACAGCAACGAUUUCAUCGACAAAAUCGAAUCGAAUACUAUAUGGUCCAUCGUUGCCUUCAUCAACGACACAGAAUAAAAUUGAAUCAAAUGAAUCAUCAACAUCGACGACUGGACGUACAAUUAAAUUGUCGAAUAAUCCAAAUGAUCGUUAUGAAUCAUCACAAGCAUUGAAUGUAUCAACACCACGGGAAAGUCCACCAACAAAUAAAAAAGAUACAUCGACGACGAUCGAUAGGUAUACAUUAGUGGUCUGCGUGAUCGUCGAUUUCACGAUCACGGUCACGAUCACGCGUGGUCGUGCGUGA
Molecule: messenger RNA, 621 nt
Organism: Rotaria sp. Silwood2
Lineage: Eukaryota; Metazoa; Rotifera; Eurotatoria; Philodinida; Philodinidae
Source: the annotation of a GenBank genome assembly